Molecule: messenger RNA, 645 nt
Organism: Solea senegalensis (Senegalese sole)
Lineage: Eukaryota; Metazoa; Chordata; Actinopteri; Pleuronectiformes; Soleidae
Gene: ube2ql1
Product: ubiquitin-conjugating enzyme E2Q family-like 1
Exons: 2
Coding region: 120-605 (161 amino acids)
Source: RefSeq, a predicted model, not a curated record
GUAGUGGAGGUGGAAGUGGAGGAGGAGGUGGAGGAGGGAGUAAAGCGACCAGUUCCUCCUCCAUAGCACCGCUGGCGCCUCACCGGCAACACUGCACCCAGGUCCGGACGCGGCGGCUGAUGAAGGAGCUGCAGGAGAUCAGGAGGUUAGGGGACAACUUCAUCACGGUGGAGCUCGUGGAGGACAACCUGUACGACUGGAACGUCAAGCUGCACCAAGUGGACAAGGACUCGGCGCUGUGGCAGGACAUGAAGGAGACGUGCACCGAGUUCAUCCUGCUCAACGUCACCUUCCCCGACAAUUUCCCCUUCUCGCCGCCCUUCAUGCGCGUCCUGACGCCCCGCCUGGAGAACGGCUACGUGCUGGACGGCGGGGCCAUAUGCAUGGAGCUGUUGACCCCGCGCGGAUGGUCCAGCGCCUACACGGUGGAGGCGGUCAUGAGGCAGUUUGCAGCCAGCCUCGUAAAAGGACAGGGGCGUAUAUGUAGGAAAGCGGGGAAGUCCAAGAAAGCGUUCAGCCGCAAGGAGGCCGAGGCCACCUUCAAGUCCCUGGUGAAGACCCACGAGAAGUACGGCUGGGUGUCUCCGCCCGUGUCCGACGGUUGAGUGCUCGGCCCGAACGACCACCCUCACCCCCCACAAACCC